GUCCUUUCCAUUCUCUCUUAGUUCCCUUGUUUGUUCUUCUUCCAUUCCCUGUUCCCUUUCCGCAAUUAAAUCCCAAGCUUCUCUCUUUCUCUCUCUCCCGCCCUCUCUGCCCUUGAAGCUUCGAUCCCCUUCACAGCUCCCCAAUUACCCAGCUGGGAUACAGUCUCGAAACACUCCGGCGCAAUUUCGAUCUAUGAUUCCCGCGGGAUUGGUUGAAAAUUAGGCGUUUUUAUUCUUUGAGAAUCGGGAGGGAAGGUUUCGGGGGAGAUUUUUCGUCAUGGAUUCAAGCAGGAGAGCGGUGGAGUCAUACUGGAGAUCGAGGAUGAUCGAUGGGGCCACUUCCGACGAAGAUAAGGUGACGCCCGUCUACAAACUGGAAGAGGUUUGUGAUCUCUUGCGCUCUUCUCAUGUAAGUAUUGUGAAGGAGGUCUCCGAAUUUAUCUUGAGGAGGCUCGAGCAUAAGAGCCCCGUUGUUAAACAGAAGGCUCUCAGGUUGAUAAAGUAUUCUGUGGGGAAAUCUGGUGCGGAUUUCAGGAGGGAAAUGCAGAGACAUUCCGUGGCUGUGCGGCAGCUGCUUCAUUACAAGGGGCAGCCGGAUCCAUUGAAGGGGGAUGCCCUAAAUAAGAGUGUGAGGGAUACAGCUCAGGAUGCUAUUUCUGCUAUUUUCUCCGAGGAGAACAGCAAGCCAGCACCCGCACAGAUCAGUAAGCGAAUGGAAGGGUUUGGGAAUACAAAUUUCGAAAUGCGAUCAUCAUCAUCAUCAGAUGAUAGGAAGUCAUUUCUUAGCGAGGUAGUUGAUAUAGGGAGUGCAACUAUCAAGCAGGGACUUAGUAAUUUGGCUCAAGGGAAUCAUCAAAGAAACAAUGAUCCUGGGAACUACAGGGGCCCGAAUCUUCAUCGGUCAUUGACGGUGGAUCCUGAUAAUAGUGCAGGUAGAUAUGAACCAGUCCAGUUGCGUAAUGAAAAUCAUGGCAGUUUUGGGGCUUCCAGGAGUGCUGGUGGUGGAUCAUGGGGCCAGGAUUCAAGAUCAGCCAAUACUAUGACUGAAAAUGGGAACUCUAGUUCCAGUGUUACAGAGAGCAAGACGCGGGAAGAAAGGUUGCUAGAAACCAUAGUGACAUCUGGUGGUGUACGUUUACAACCCACCAGAGAUGCCGUUCAUGUUUUUCUGGUUGAAGCAGCUAAAAUGGAUGCAUUGGCUUUGAGUCGAGCCCUUGAAUCCAAGCUUCAAUCCCCGUCUUGGCAGGUUCGCAUGAGAGCAGUGUGUGUGCUUGAGUCAAUUCUGAGGAAAAGGGAUGACGAGAAGUUUUCAAUCAUAGCUUCUUACUUCGAUGAAAACAUAGAUGUGGUGGAGAAAUGCUCUCAGUCUCCCCAAAGUUCUCUCAGUGAAAAAGCUAGAAAGGUAUUGAGCCUUUUGGGUGAUGGAAAAGUUGGUCGUAUGCCAACUAUUUCAGAAACUUCAGUAUCGGCUGUAUCUGCCGUCCAGAUUCCUGACUUAAUUGACACAAGAGAGUCGGAUGAUCUCUUCAAAGCAGAUGAUCCUUCUGUAAGGUCAAAUGAUCAAGUGAAAUCGAAUGUGACAGCCACUACUACUACUCCUUUCACUCACGAUUUACUUGGAGAUAGUUUUGGUCCCACUAGUGACAACUCUACAGAGCAAAAGAAAGAGGAUGAUGAUCCAUUUGCUGAUGUCUCGUUUCACGCAGAAGAAUCAAAAGAACAAGCUGGUGGUGAUCUCUUCUCUGGGAUGAACUUUGACAGUAAGCCGGCUUCUGAUGCAAAUCAAAUACCCGCCACAAAUGGAGCUGAGAUAUUUGAUAUAUUUGGGCCAUCCAAUGGGACGGUUUCAAAAAAUCAAGAACAUGGUAAGGCAGAUGUCAAUGAUUUACUGGCUGGUAUGUCUAUUAGUGAAGGUGUCAAGCAGCAAGGUAGCAUCUCUCCAUCUAUUCCAUCUGAAGGUACAAACCCGGGGAACAUGCUUGGUGGGCCCCAGUUGACCAUGAUGAAUGCAAGUACUGUGUUUCCUUCCGCAGCUAUGCCAUAUGCUAUUCCUCCUGGGAUGAUGCUGAAUCCUGCUUUCUCUGCUCAUUCGGUACCAAUAAAUUAUGGUGCUAUGGGAGGUUUUCUUGCUCAGCAGCAACUUCUUGCGACAAUGUCUAACUUCCAACAGCAAAGUAAUAAUUUGAAUGCUGCACAAAAUGCUACUGUUGGUGCUAGUUAUGCUGAUGGAGGAACAGCACUUCCUGAUAUCUUCCACCCAAGCUUCCCCAAUCAAAUUCCUACCUCGACUAUGAACAGCUCGAAGAAAGAGGACACUAAAGCCUUUGAUUUCAUCUCGGACCAUCUUGCGGCAGCGCGUGAUCCAAGAAGAGUGACUUAAAACAGAGGAUCCUGUCAUAUGGCCUUCAGAAGAGUUUAGCCCUACCUCUAUUGCUCUUUUCGAGGCAAUGGUGGGGUUCUUGAGUUGAAUCACAACAGUUUUUGAAAAAAGAGGUUCCAAAUUCUUUGGUAAUAAAGGGAUGACGAUAGAAGCAUUGCUUCUACCAUGGUUUGAGAAAUAGAAGAAUUGUGUGUGGAUUUCCAGCCAAGUUAGAGAAUGUCUAGAAAACAAGAGGACGAUGGUGUAUGUACUAGAGCUUCUGCCUUCCCUUUUUUCUUUUUCGAACAAUCAUCUCAGCCUGUUGAGUGGUUAAUGUAAGACGGUAAGGGGGCGACUCUUGAGAAACACUGCUAUUUUUAUGGCAGUUUCUGUUUUCCCUUCCAUACUGUUGAUGGAGUUCGUUUCAUGUUAAGCGAUCAUGGUAAUGUGUCUUGGCAUGCCCUAUAUUUUUCUGUAGAAUGCAAAGCUUUACA
Linum trigynum is the source of this 2853-nucleotide messenger RNA. The record is from the annotation of a GenBank genome assembly. Lineage: Eukaryota; Viridiplantae; Streptophyta; Magnoliopsida; Malpighiales; Linaceae.